Parnassius apollo (apollo) is the source of this 342-nucleotide messenger RNA. NCBI's taxonomy places the organism in Eukaryota, Metazoa, Arthropoda, Insecta, Lepidoptera, Papilionidae. The record is from the annotation of a GenBank genome assembly.
AUGCAUCGUCUUUUUGCUGAGCUGGAGCCAUCUUUAACCGUCACAGAGCAAAACCUGGCAGACCGAGUUCGGUAUAUCUUGCGCUCAAAUAUAUUUGAUGUCGCCGAACUCGAACGGCUACGACGUGAGGCUGUUCCCUCAUCGGAUGAAAAUGCUACGGCUGAGGAUGCGGCGCCACAAAUUGUAGAGCAACCCGCGAACGUGGAUGCCGCCGUGAAUACCCCAGUUGUGAUUGAUUCAAACGAUGAUGGAACAAUCGCCCAGGAACUGGAAUUAGAGCAUAUGAGGAGUACAUUGGAAGGGGCGAUUGUGGAAACGCGCAGUACGCCUCUCGAAAAUUGA